This is a messenger RNA of Lampris incognitus (smalleye Pacific opah), 1033 nucleotides long. RefSeq names its product ATP synthase peripheral stalk-membrane subunit b (gene atp5pb). The transcript is spliced from 7 exons. NCBI's taxonomy places the organism in Eukaryota, Metazoa, Chordata, Actinopteri, Lampriformes, Lampridae. The coding region runs from base 95 to 853 and encodes 252 amino acids. Gene Ontology annotation, molecular function: proton transmembrane transporter activity. The record is from RefSeq and is a predicted model, not a curated record. Gene Ontology annotation, biological process: proton motive force-driven ATP synthesis.
UCCGCCAUACUUGUGGCUCUUUGCAGAAGGGCACGAAAAGGCUGGAACAAGGGUGUCAACAGUACUAAAGACUUUGGCACUUCAUCCACCAAACAUGCUGUCUAGGCUCGUUUUCGUAUCAGCUAGUGCCCUGAAAGGCAGUGGUCCCCUUGGCGCUGGUUUGGUCCAGGCCUCCCAUUCCCUCCACACAUCUUCCCAGAGUCUUGCACCAGUACCUCCACUACCAGAGAAGGGAGGCAAAGUCCGCCAUGGCUUCAUCCCUGAGGAGCUGUUUCAGCUCCUGUACCCCAAGACUGGGGUCACAGGUCCCUACAUGCUGGGUACUGGCCUCCUUGUCUACUUGCUCUCCAAGGAAAUCUACGUCAUCAACCACGAGACCUUUGCCGCCCUUUCCAUAGGCACUGCCAUCAUUUAUGGUGUCAAGAAGUUUGGCCCUAAUGUUGCAGCUUUUGCUGACAAACUGAAUGAGGAGAAAGUGGCCAAGGCUCAGGAGGUGAAGGACCAUGCCAUGACCAUCAUGUCUCAGGCCAUUGAAGAUGAGAAGAAGGAGCAGUGGAGAGUGGAGGGAAGGUCAAUGCUCUUCGAUGCCAAGAGGAACAAUGUGGCCAUGCUGCUGGAGAUCAACUACAGGGAGAGACUACACAUGGUGACAAACCAGGUGAAGAAGCGCUUGGAUUACCAGCUCGCCCUGCAGAACCUCCACCGCCAGAUGGAGCGUGACCACAUGGUCAACUGGGUGGAGAAGAAUGUCGUCGGCAGCCUCACCCCUCAGCAGGAGAAAGAAAGCAUCGCCAAGUGCAUCACAGACUUGAAGGCUCUGGCCAAGGCCACCCAGGCUAAGGCUACGGCCUAAACUGUUAAGUCUUCAGAGAAGGCUACCCCCUAAAACCCAGACUCAUUGUUGUGUGACAAGACAUCACUGUUUCUUUACAGAAUAAACCCUUUUUCUGUUUUAAGAUGGUCUCUGUCAUAAUUGUGAGUGUGUACAUACACGUCAUCUGAUGAUAAAAUAAAAUGUUUGCUUAUACACUAA